Pseudomyrmex gracilis is the source of this 2986-nucleotide messenger RNA. RefSeq names its product cytochrome P450 4C1-like. The transcript has 12 exons. The record is from RefSeq and is a predicted model, not a curated record. Gene Ontology annotation, molecular function: iron ion binding; oxidoreductase activity, acting on paired donors, with incorporation or reduction of molecular oxygen; monooxygenase activity. NCBI's taxonomy places the organism in Eukaryota, Metazoa, Arthropoda, Insecta, Hymenoptera, Formicidae. Bases 987 to 2525 code for a protein of 512 amino acids.
AUAUUUGUAUAAUUGCAAAGUACAAUUUUAGUGCAAAAUUUCGUCACAUAAUUUUGUAAAUGGUUUCCUAUCAGAGUAUAUGCAUAUUGUCUGCAUUUACGGUAGAAAGCGUUAUAGGCAGUCUUCUAUGACAUAACUUCCAAGUACAAAAUUUACAACUCCCGCUUCCACUGCAAUGCUCUCUCUAGUCUUUCGUGACUCCAAAAUAAAAAACAAGCAUGCGUGUAUUAUAAUCACUCACAAAAACAUGAAAAUUGUUCAAAAUAAUUGCAUCAAGAAAUUAUAUCAAGAUAACUACAAACAAACAAGUGAACAUGUUUAUAAACAUAUCACAAAACAAUUUGAGAAUAAAAACAUUAAUGAAAUUCAAAUGUGUUCAAACACCAAUAAACGUACCUAUUAUAUAAAUGCGUAAACUCCGCUCGACUUUUUAUGUCGCCGUCUACCAGAUAAUUACUAACAGAGAAGAGAAAAACUGAAUAUAAAAGUCAGAGUAUAUAUAUACGCAUUAAAACCGCUGUUUGUGACAGUUCUUCCGCUUGAUCAAUUGUGUUCAGACAAUAUAUAAAAGCAUGUGUGAUAUGUAUUUAUUUACACAACAAAGAAAACUAGUUCAAAAAUUGUCUUAAAAAAUCAGAGAAAAAUUUAUUCUACUCUGCGAUAAAAUCAUAGUCUAAACAAAACGGUCUUAUUGCACAUCAUUGCACAGUUAUAAUUUAAUAGUUUUUUGACCUUUGGUACUUUUCACGAACAUCUACUUAAGAUAUUUCAGUUUUUACAAUACAUUUAUCAGUUCUAUGUAAGAGUUUUGAAACACAUGUAAAACAUAUGUAUCUAGUGUGUUGGAUCUUAAGAGAUCCAAGUUCAGUCGUUAUCCUAACAUAACUGAAAACGAGUUAUGAUUGUUUGCGCGUGAAAUACACAGAACUAGUAUAUUGUGAAGAAACUUGAAUCUAUUUGAUACAUUUUAUACAUCAACGUGAAUCAUGAUUGUAACAAUAUUGUUAGUGUUGAUUUUAUAUAUAAUAUUGUAUGAUUAUUAUGUGCAUCAUAAACGAAGUGGGCGACUUAUUCGCCUUAUACCAGGUCCACCAAGUGUUCCAAUUUUCGGUUCGGCACUUUUAUUUCAAUGUUCACCACGAAAUAUAUGGAUGCUUGUGCGUUAUUUUGUCGACACUAUGUAUCCCGUUAUGAAACUGUGGAUAGGUCCUGAAUGUAUUAUAAUCCUUCGUCAUCCAGAUGAUUUGGAGAAAGUUUUAAGCACUACAAAACAUAAUGAAAAAAGUAGAGUGUACAUCACGGUACGUCCAUGGCUUAACGAUGGUCUUCUUACAAGCAAAGGAAACAAGUGGCACACUCGACGAAAACUACUCACGCCUGCAUUUCAUUUGAAUAUACUACGGCAACUUGUUGAUGUUUUGGUUGAAGGAGGAAAUCAUAUGACAAAAUCUCUGAAAGAAAGUGAAGAAACAAUUAUACAAGAUUUAGUUUCAUUUGUUACCGAGCAUACACUAAACGCAAUAUGCGAAACCGUUAUGGGUAUUUCUUUACGUAGUUUUGACACGUUUGAGGAAGAGUAUCGGAAAGCAGUACAUGAUAUAGGUCAUCUUUUGGUACACAGAGUCUUCUCUCCGUGGCUGUUUCCCGAUUGGAUGUUCGCAUUAUCUCCAACAAAUAGAAAGCAAACUAAGAUGUUAAAGAUAUUACAUGGAUUUACUGAAAAAAUCAUUAAGGAAAGAAAACUUUAUCACGAACGCACAGAGGAUCGAUAUUUAAAAAACACUGAAAGUAACACAUUGAAAGAAACAGAUGACGCAGAAGUGAUCGGAAUUCGUAAAAAGCGACUCGCUAUGUUGGAUCUUCUAAUAGCGGCAUCUCGAGAAACUGAUAUAACCGAUUUGGACAUCAGAGAGGAAGUUGACACCUUCAUGUUCGAGGGUCACGAUACUACGGCAAUGGGUGUGUGUUUUGCUUUACUAUUAUUAGCUGAGCACAAGGAUAUUCAGGAUCGUGUCAGGACUGAAGUUAACGAUGUGAUGGAAGAAACUAAAGGAAAUUUGACUAUGGCGUCUUUACAAAAGCUACCGUACUUAGAGAGAUGCUUGAAAGAAGCGCUGCGAUUGUAUCCCAGUGUGCCUAACAUAUCACGCACUCUUGCAGAAGAUAUAAAAUGUCAGUCGUACAUAGUGCCGGCUAAUGUAUACGUGAAUAUUGAUAUCUACGCCGUCCACAGAGAUCCUCAUUUCUGGCCGAAUCCGGAUGUAUUCGAUCCGGAUCGAUUUUUGCCCGACCAAGUGCAAAAUCGUCAUCCUUAUUGCUACAUACCGUUUAGUGCGGGACCGCGAAACUGCAUAGGUCAACGGUUCGCUAUGUACGAAUUGAAAGCUAUGAUCGCACCUUUGGUACAUCAAUUUUACCUGGAGCCUGUUGAUUACUUGAAAAAUGUUCAGUUAAAGAUGGAUAUGGUAAUUCGUCCUGCUCAUCCAGUUCGCGUGAAAUUUGUGCCGAUCAAAAAAAAACAAUGAAAUUAAAAUAAGAAUAGAAAUGAUAUAGCAAGAAGGUAUGGGAAAUGCUUGUGUUUUACUCAAUACUAACAAAGUACAUUAAUGUAUUUGCAAAACGUUAUAUUAUUUUUUUACAUAUUUUUCCUGGCAAAAAAGUCCUGCAUAUACAGACAAUUUUGAUAUCUAUUUACAUACACUUACGUACGAUACUGAAUAUAUAGUCUCAUAUAUAAUUAUAUCGAUUGCAUAAUUGCGUAUAUAAGUAUGCAGAAUCAGAUAAAAAAGUUGUCUGGCAUAUAAAAUACUUUUUUUUCUACAUAUAGUUUCAAGGCGAGAAUAUCAAAGAGCAAAGUUACGUUCUUCUAUAUGCAACAAAGCAAUUACUUUAUGAAUUAUGGGUUAAGACGUAACCAAUUAUUUAUAUAAAGUGUACUUAUCUAAAAAUAAUUAAAAUACAAUUAUUGAAAUUGGCGGAAGUGCAU